This is a messenger RNA of Pan troglodytes (chimpanzee), 10496 nucleotides long. Its product is annotated as collagen alpha-2(I) chain-like. The coding region runs from base 3856 to 5169 and encodes 437 amino acids. The transcript has 2 exons. Lineage: Eukaryota; Metazoa; Chordata; Mammalia; Primates; Hominidae. The record is from RefSeq and is a predicted model, not a curated record.
UGGGGUCAGGACAGAACGCUCCAUGGGUGUUGGCUUGGGGAGCCUGAGGACAGCUGGAGGGCGGUGGCCGGGGUGAGGGCAGGGGACCACAGCCAGACAGUGCCCUGGAGCCCUGCAAGGGUGGGACCGUGCAGCCUCAGGGCCCCAGCGGGGUGUUGAUGGAUGCUUGCAGCUGGCUGGACACCUGGGCUGCUGUCUGGCUGAAGGGGGCUCCAAGGCCCAGAGAGUGGCUCUGACUGGCGGCCACUGGGACUCAGGGUCAGUCCUGGGGCCGCUCAGGCCCCAGAGCAGGUCCUGAAGUCAGGGAGGGCAUGGGUGGCGGAAGGAGCUCCACCCUACUUGGGUUGGUGAAUAAUUUUUUUUUUUUUGAGUCUCGCUCUGUCGCCCAGGCUGGAGUGCAGUGGCGCGAUCUCAGCUCACUGCAGGCUCCGCCUCCCGGGUUCAUGCCAUUCUCCUGCCUCGGCCUCCCGAGUAGCUGGGACUACAGGCGCCCGCCACCACGCCCGGCUAAGUUUUGUAUCUUUGGUAGAGACGAAGUUUCACUGUGUUAGCCAGGAUGGUCUCGAUCUCCUGAUCUCGUGACCCGCCUGCCUCGGCCUCCCAGGUGCCGGGAUGACAGGCGUGGGCCCCACGCCCGGCCGGGUUGGUGAAUAAUCUAAAACACGAUCCACCAAGACGCCCUGUUGGCGGCUUCGGUCUGCACUUUGCACGUCACCGAAAAAUUCCUGAGGCCUCGAGAGGCUGUGGGGCCCUGCUGAGUGGCCGAAUGCCAUCUGUCCCUUGCCCUUGUCUCUCCCGGGCUCCCGGUGCCCUCCUGUAACCCAGGCGGGAAGGACCUUCCCACCCCACUGCAGGUUCCCAGCGUGGCUGGAAGGGCCUGGGUGCCCCUGGCAGUCCUGGGUUUGAGCAGCGGCUUCUGGGCUCCCUGCCAAGGGGCUGGGCUUUGCAGCAGCCGGUCAGGCCUCCACAAUGGGACCCCGGGGAUUUCCCAUGUGCUGUGACUGUGGGAAUGACUGUCCUUGUGGGUGACUUAGUGUGUCCCGGAGUGGGGCUGCAGGCACAGGGUUACAUCCAUACCCUGGUGCGUGUGUGUGACCUGGGUGAGCUGUGCAUACCUGUAGGUGGCUGUGUGGGGUGCAGGGGAGAACUUGGCGGGGUGUCCUGGAGCCCCUGGAAACGGUCAGGAUGUAUGUGCUCGUGCGUCUGUUCAUUUGUGCCUGCAUGUCUGUGUGUCGGGCAUCCGGCUGUACCUGUGCUGCCGGCUGGCCGCCUGGAGUCAGGGCUGAGUCUCUAGGGGUGCCCACCAGGUGGCUGGACUCAGGAAGCACUGGGCAACGGUCCCUGUCCGGAAGGCAGGGAGGGAGAAGGCAGCCCCGGGGGACAGGCUGGACUGGCAGGUGCAUGGGCCUUGAGGCAGCUCCUGGCUCUGCUGAGGGGAGAGAAGCCCCGUCCCCGUGAGAGGGUCAACCAGGAGCGUCAGGGAUCUUUGGAGGAGCUGCAGGGUCUGGCUUAUUUCCUGGCUUCAUGCUGCUCUGGCAUCUUACUUUGGGGGUCAGCUGGGGGAGGUGGGGAAGACCCUGAGGAGGAUGUGUGAGGCUGAGAACAGCUCCAGGAUGGAGAGCAGAUGCAGGUGGGGUCAGCGGCCCCAAAUCAGGGCCCUGGCUUGGUCUGUGGGGGCUCCGAGGCAGGGGCAGGAGGCACCAACACCCAGAGGAGGGGAGAGAGGGUCCGGGCCCUGGAUGGUGUGGGGUGGGAGCAGGAAGGAAGCCGUCGCCCCUGGACCCCCUGCCCAGACGUGGGGCCUGGUUGCAGGCCUCCUGCUGCAGGACAGCAGUUCCUAAGAGCCUGCGGGCCUCCUGCAGGGACAGGACUGGAGCCGUGGGUGUGGCAGGAGGCAGAGCUCCCAGGCAGGACCAGCCUGGAGGGGUUGGAGGGGCAGAAACCCACGCCCCCUGCCCUGCCCACUCCCUGAACAUGUAGGGGGAAGGAGCCCCAGGCUCUGCCACACAGCCUGUCAUGGGCUGGCAGUUCUGCCCCAGGCUCUGGCUAUGAGGAUCCUGCCAGCCACUGUCUGAAGCCAGGUCAGGCCAAGCGAGCUGCCAGCUGUGGGGUUCCAGGGCUCAGCUGCCUGGGGGGAGGGGGCGGUGCUGAACUGGGCAGUUGGAGGGAACGGGCGAGGGGGAAGGAGAAAUCCACUGAGUCCCACGGUGGGAGGCUGUAAGAUCUCCUCUCUCCAUUUCCUAGUCUCUGUAAACCUUUUACCCUUCAGGGUGCGGGGAGGAACCUUUAAGUAUAAAAGGGUCCCUGUGGCCCCGCCCUCCCCAGAGGCUGUGGCUGCCUCCAGGGGUGGGGGUUUCUGGCACUUUAGGGGCCUUAACUGCCUCCCACUGCCCUGUCUUUACUCUGCAUCUCCCGACACCCAGGCCUUCAUCUUGGGUGUGAGGCGGGUGGCACACAGCGGGGUGCGGUACCCAUGGGGCAGCCAGGAGCUGACUCAGCAUCUUCACCUUCCCGCUCACGUGACGCCUCCUCCUGCCACCGCUGGAGACUCUUUGCAAACCUUGUGCCCUUCCUCCAUCACCGCAAUCGUCUCUCUACGGUCAGCACCCCCACAUCACAGGUAAAGAGGGGGAGGUGCGGAGAGAUCCUGCAGCUGCCCAGAGCCACGCAAACUAAGCUCACAGUGCGUGAAACACAGCAAUGGCUCCAGUGUCCUGCGAUGAUGUAAAAGCAGCAUUUUUCCAUCAGGCUAGGAAGCAGCAAUGCAGAACGCCCAGGGUUCCUUUGCUGAACUCCACUGCUGCCCCGACCCAACCUCACUCCUUGGGUGCUCCUCCACCCGGUGCCCGGACUCCUGGCUCCUUUCUCAUGAAGAUUCUCAGCCCUUGGCUUACAUAUUCAGGAACUCUUGGGAGGAAGUCCAUUUAUUUAUGCUGUUUCAUGCUAAAAUGUGAAUGGCUAACAUACCAGAACUAUUUGCUUUUAUUUAUUUUUAUUUUUAUUUUUUUGAGACGGAGUCUCGCUCUUGUCGCCAGGCUGGAGUGCAAUGGCACGAUCUCAGCUCACUGCAAUCUCCGCUCCCAGGGUUCAAGCCAUCCUCCUGCCUCAGCCUCCCGAGUAGCUGGGAUAAUAGGUGCCCACCACCACGCCCGGCUAAUUUUUGUAUUUUUAGUAGAGACAGGUUUUUGCCAUGUUGGCCAGGCUGGUCUCCAACUCCUGACCUCAGGUGAUCCACCUACCUUGACCUCCCGAAGUGCUGGGAUUACAGGUGUGAGCUACCUCACCCAUCCUAUUUGCAUUUUAAGAAAGGACAUUGUUAACUUACACCAUGUUUUCUUUUUUUUUUGAGACGGAGUCUUGCACCGUCGCCCUGGCUGUGCAGUGGCGCGAUCUUGGCUCACUGCAACUUCUGCCUUCUGGGUUCAGGCGAUUCUUCUGCCUCAGUCUCCCGAGUAGCUGGGAUUACAGGCGCCCACCACCAUGCCCAGCUAAUUUAUUGUAUUUUUAGUAGAGACGGGGUUUCAUUAUGUUGGCCAGGCUGGUCUCGAACUCCUGACCUUGUGAUUUGCCUACCUCAGCCUCCCAAAGUGCUGGGAUUACAGGUGUGAGCCACCGUGACUGGCCUUACACCAUGUUUUCUCAAUGUCAGCAUGACUGGCAUUUGGGCUGGAUGACGCUGUGCUCUGUGGGGGCUGCCCUGUGCCCUGCAGGGUGCUUGGUGCCCCCCCACCCCCCUGGCCUCCACCCACUGGAUGCCAUACCAUCUGCCCCUCUGCUGUGACGACCAAAACUGUCUCCAGACUCUCUAGAUGCUCCCUUGGGAACAAAACCCCUGGGUGAGAGCAAUUGACCUAAAUGGAUUUCAUCUCUGUAGGUGGGAUGCCAGGAAGUGUGAUUAAGCAAAAGGCUGGUCUCCAGGAUGGGGCCAGCUCGUCCGAGCCGCAAGGAUGGACACAUCAUGCUCUCUUCAAUUCAACCAGUGGGAGGAUCUGUGAGAGACCAGGGAAGAGGGGCGUGUCCGAGCCGGGAACUGGACUCACCUGGGCAACUUCCUGCGCCAGACCAGGGAAGAGGGGCGUGUCCGAGCCGGGAACUGAACUCACCUGGGCAACUUCCCGCGCGAGACCAGGGAAGAGGGGCGUGUCCGAGCCGGGAACUGAACUCACCUGGGCAACUUCCUGCGCCAGACCAGGGAAGAGGGGCGUGUCCGAGCCGGGAACUGGACUCACCUGGGCACCUUCCCGAGAGAGACCAGGGAAGAGGGGCGUGCCCGAGCCGGGAACUGGACUCACCUGGGCAACUUCCCGCGCGAGACCAGGGAAGAGGGGCGUGUCCGAGCCGGGAACUGAACUCACCUGGGCAACUUCCCGAGCGAGACCAGGGAAGAGGGGCGUGUCCGAGCCGGGAACUGGACUCACCUGGGCACCUUCCCGAGAGAGACCAGGGAAGAGGGGCGUGUCCGAGCCGGGAACUGGACUCACCUGGGCACCUUCCCGAGAGAGACCAGGGAAGAGGGGCGUGUCCGAGCCGGGAAUUGGACUCACCUGGGCAACUUCCCGCGUGAGACCAGGGAAGAGGGGCGUGUCCGAGCCGGGAACUGGACUCACCUGGGCACCUUCCCGAGAGAGACCAGGGAAGAGGGGCGUGUCCGAGCCGGGAACUAGACUCACCUGGGCACCUUCCCGAGAGAGACCAGGAAAGAGGGGCGUGUCCGAGCCGGGAACUGGACUCACCUGGGCACCUUCCCGAGAGAGACCAGGAAAGAGGGGCGUGUCCGAGCCGGGAACUGGACUCACCUGGGCACCUUCCCGAGAGAGACCAGGGAAGAGGGGCGUGUCCAAGCCGGGAAUUGGACUCACCUGGGCAACUUCCCGCGUGAGACCAGGGAAGAGGGGCGUGUCCGAGCCGGGAACUGGACUCACCUGGGCACCUUCCCGAGAGAGACCAGGAAAGAGGGGCGUGUCCGAGCCGGGAACUGGACUCACCUGGGCACCUUCCCGAGAGAGACCAGGGAAGAGGGGCGUGUCCGAGCCGGGAACUGGACUCACCUGGGCACCUUCCCGCGAGAGACCAGGGAAGAGGGGCGUGUCCGAGCCGGGAACUGGACUCACCUGGGCACCUUCCUGUGUGAGACCAGGGAAGAGGGGCGUGUCCAAGCCGGGAAAUUGACUCACCUGGGCACCUUCCUGCCCUCCUCCCAACGCCCUCUCAGAAUGAGGCUCUCGCUGUCUCGCUCCCGUGGGGUGGGGGCCGACUCUCUCCACUUGUCUGAGUAGCAUGAGGUUCUGUCUCACUUGGGCAACUACAACAGAGUAACUUUGACUUGGGGCCUUAAACAACAAAAAUUUAUUUCUCACAGUUCUGGAAGCCAGAGGUCAAGAUCAAGGAGCGGGCAGACUCGGUUCUGUGAGGGCCGGCUUCCUGGCUUGCAGACGAUGCCUUCCCAUGUCCCCACAUGGCACGAAGCAGAGAAGGGGACCCAGUGCCCGUGUCUCUUCCCCUGAGGGUGCUGGUCCUCUUCCGAGGGCUCCACCCUCCUGACCCAGUCACCCCCAAAGGCCCCCUCUCCUAACACCAUCACACUGGAGUGAGGGUUUCAGCAUGUGGAUUCUGGGGACACAUCCAGUCCACGCAGGCCUGAGUGGCCGCCUGGUCUGCUGAAAGCCACUCAGCUCAGGCAGGCCCAUGGCGGCUGCCUGCGGGCCAUACUCUCUGCAGCCCACACCAGCGCCGCCCUCUGCAAGGGCUGAGGCAGAUCCUGCUGGGUGCCGAGGGUGACGCCUUCGUGUUUGCCGGAGAGUGUGGGGCAGCGGGCCGCCCUGGGAGCCUUGGGACUGGCCGGACUUCAGCUCUGUGCAGCCCCUGGUGUGCAGCUUGGAGAACCCAGCCCUUCUGAACCAUCCACCUGGCCUCUGUGGGGUCGUCUGUUUUUCUGAAGGCGCAGUGACGGGGAAGCAGCUCCCUCCGUUUCCACCGGGAGGCACGGGCCCAGGUGAGAUGACUGAGAACCUGUCUCUCCUCAUCUCAUUUCCCCAAAUUAAAUGUUGUUCCUCCUCCAGGCCUCUGUGGGGUCGUCUGUUUUUCUGAAGGCGCAGUGACGGGGAAGCAGCUCCCUCCAUUUCCACUGGGAGGCACGGGGUGGUGGCCUGGGAGGCCCUGCUUUCCAGCGUCCGCAUGGGCUAUUGUCACUGGUGCCGAGGCCCUCAGAACGCAGGUGAAGCUGAGCACCCAGGCACAGAUCCCACCCAUGACAGCACAGCGUCAAAAGAGCAUAAAAUCUGGCCUGUUCUAGCAGGGGCCACAACCCGCCGGGGCCACCAGCACCAUGUAGCCGUCCUGCACAAACUCACUGUGGCAGCCCCCGCCUCCCCGAUCCCGCUGCUGACGGCCCCACACAGGAGGGCGGCCAGAGGAAGCUCAUAUGCCUCUCAAGUCACUACCCAUGCUUGGUUUCCUGGGGUUUUUGUUCGUUUGUUUGUUUUGUUUUUUUGUUGUUGUUUUUUGUUGUUAAGAUGCAGUCUUGCACCAUUGCCCGGGCUGGAGUGCAAUGAUACAAUCUUGGUUCACUGUAAACUCCACCUCCCGGGUUCAAGUGAGUCUCCUAUCCCAGCCUCCCGAGUAGCUGGGAUUACAGGCGAGCGCCACCAUGCCCGGCUAAUUUUGUAUUUUUAGUAGAGACGGGGUUUCUCCAUGUUGGUCAGGCUGGUCCCGAACUCUCGACCUCAGGCGAUCCACCUGCCUCGGCCUCCCAAAGUUCUGGGAUUACAGGCAUGAGCCACUGUACCCAGCCUGUUUUGUUUUUUUUUGAGACAGAGUCUUGCUCUUGUCGCCCAGGCUGGAGUGCAGUGGCAUGAUUUCGGCUCACUGCAGCCUCCACCUGCCGGGUUCGAGUGAUUCUCCUGCCUCAGCCUUCCGAGUAGCUGGGAUUACAAGUGCCUGCCACCAUGCCUGGCUAAUUUUUGUGUUUUUAGUAGAGACGGGGUUUUACCAUGUUGGCCAGGCUGGUCUCGAACUCCUGACCUCAGAUGAUCCACCCACCUCAGACUCCCAAAGUGUUGGGAUUACAGGCAUGAGCCACCGCUCCUGGCCCUCAUUUUUGUUUUUAAUUAAUUAAUUUUUUCUUUCUUUCUUCUUUUCUUUUUUCUUUCUUUUUUUUUUUUUGAGACAGGGUCUUGCUCUGUUGCCCAGGCUGGAGUGCAGUGGUGUAAUCACAGCUCACUGUAGCCUCCAACUCCUGGGCUCAAGUGAGCCUCCUGCCUCAGCCUCCUGAGUAGCUGAGACAACAGGUAUGCACUAGCAAGCCCAGCUAAUUUUUAAUUUUUUUUUCUUUUUGAGACAGGGUCUCUCUCUGUUACCAAAGGUGGAGUGCAGUGGUGCCAUCAUGGCUCACUGCAGCCGGGACCUCCUGGAUUCAAGCGGUCCUCCCACCUCAGCCUCCUGGGCAGCUAGGAUCACAGGCAGGCCACCAAGCCUGGAUAAUUUUUGCAGUUUUGUAGAGAGAGGGUUUCUAUGUUGCCCAGGCUGGUCUCGAACUCCUGGGCUUAAGCAGUCUGCCCACCUCAGCCUCCCAAAACUCUGGGCUUACAGGCAUGAACCGCCUGGCCUGGCCUCGGUUUUUCACUUUUGGUCCCACCAUUCCAGUGCCGAGCCUGUGAGACUGGAGUCAUGACCCAGCAGGACUGCACCUGCACCUGAGGGAGAGCACAGGCGUGGGUUCUGGAGGGCACCGAGUCUGCUCUGUGACCUGCACCAUAUGGGCAGGGUUACCCUGUGGGUUCUCCCUGGCAGUGACCCAGAUGUGCUUCAGUUUUUCCUCCAACAACCAUUGACUCUGGGCCCCUCUCUGCGCAAGGCUCCAGGCAGAAGGAGAGUUCAGGAAGCCCGGGGGAGCCCGGGCAGUAGGCGGUCACAGCCCCUGUGGUUCGCUUUCUGCUGGGGAGGGAGCCCACCAGAGGACUUUGGGGACAGAUGAGCUGGCCUUGAUCGGCAGGAGCAGCCAGUUCUGGCAGUACAAUCUUCAUGUUCUCUGGUCGCUUAAUGCAGCCCAGUGAUGUGGGACACUGGGGAGGCCUUGAGGUUACUUGCCUGGAGGAGACCAGAGAAGGGGCUGGGCUUGCAGGUUCCGGGGAGAGGAUGGUGCUGGAGGUGCUGAAGGGACAGCGCCCGCGUGGAAUCCGCUGCCGCCCUGGCCGCCUGGGCGAAGACUGACUGUCUCCUCCGCUGGAGCUGGGCACCACGUACGUCUGAAUUCUGUUCAUCCUCUCUGGAGUCCUGUCGAUGCGGUCUUGGCAAAGAUUGCUUGAGCCUGAACGCUUUUCCCAUCUAUUUUUACAUAAAUGGAAUUCCUCCUGCUUGGAUGAAAUUUACCCCAACUGGGCAUUUUCACGACCCACUUUGCCUGGGCGCAGAGGAGGGGAAAGGGGGCAGGCAUGCGGGUAACCAGAUUGCUGACAAUGUAGCCCGUGGGUGUGCAAGACACAAAAUUAAAAACAUAAAUGAUUAAUGAGCUAGCUCUUUGAAAGGACAUCCUAAACAAAGGAGGAAGCAAAGAUUUUCAAGCCUUGAUGCAGGAUUCGCUUUCCAGAACCUUCCAAGGUGUGGCAAAGCUGCUGGAGCCAACGCCAUUUGUAGACGGGAGAACCGCGAGCUGCAGGGUGCAAAGCUCCACCUGCAUCCCGAGCCGGCCCCUCCAGCCUGGCAUCCCCACGGGGGAUGCCACUCUCGGCCACCCCCAGGAGGCUGUGAAGCCAGCCGAUGGCUCCCCAAGACCUCAGCAGGGUUUUCCCCUUUUUUUUCUGAAAAACAAGAUGAACAGGUUUGACUCUCCCAAUGUCCUGGACACCAGAGCACCUUAAUCCUUGCUCCCAUCUCAGCUCUGGUGCAUCUGCUCAAACGGGAACUGGGGUCACUUUUCCUUCAUCCUCUGUGGAUCAGCCCUGACCUUGGGUCCCACUGGGCUCUGACAUCAAACCUGAGAUGAUGCUUCCCCAGGAGAGGUCACGUGUAGCCCGGGCACUGCUGAGGGGCACCGGAUAGUCUGGGGCUUCCCCCCACGGGAUGAGGGGCCCCAGCCCUGCAGGGUUUACAUUUCGAGCUACGGCUGCUCCCUCGGGUCUUCUGGUGAGUGGGAAAGACCAGCGGCACCAGCCAGUGUGUGCAGGGAGAUGCCGCGGUGCUCUCUUCCUUCUGCAUACUGAAGUCCUCUCCCUCCCCUGAAAGCACCAGGCUGGUGCCUCCUCCCUUAACAAUGGAGAGAAACCGCAGCCGCUUGGGGCAAGCCCACUUCAUGCUGGUAAUCACAGCCAAUGCGUGGGCACAGAGGCAGGGAGGCGGGGAUCCAGAACGUGCCCCUGGAUGUGCACAAGCUUGUGUAAGUUGCCGUCUAUCCCCAACGUCCUGGAUAACGUACAGGUUAGCAUUCUGCCUGCACCGACCUUUCUGUAUUCAGCCUAGUUAAAAACAAAACAACAACAAAAACAGGCCCCGUGGCCACUAGCUCUGGAAACCAAAGGGCAAACACAACUCAAGAGCUCACCCUGCACCAGGGUUAGGGCUGUUUUAUGAGCAGGUCACCUGCGAGGACGGCGCCAGCGAUUCAGCAGAGGGCCUUUCUCUGGGUAGAACCCAUGGUGCCAGGCGAACGCGCAAACAGGCUGGAUGUAGUCAGAGACGCACUCGAAGAUGACACCCCUCCUGGAUGUGCAGAGGAAGGCCCAGUGGCGGGGCACCUCACGGGGCGGGCAGCACUGAGUCGCAGGGGUCCCUUGGUCUCCCAGCAGCAGCUCCAGAGGGACCCCUCCCAGGACACAUGGCUGCCGGCAGGGGGGAGGCCACCUCCGCGCACUUGCCCCCAAGGAAACACCGUCCCAUCUGUGUCCAGGAGGCACAGAUCUGCCUCCUUUGUCCCGAUGUGUGGCACUGGGCUUCCUGCUGGCCUGUCUGCUGCCCUGGGGCCACCCUCCAGUCCCUGCCCCUGCCACAGGCCCCUUCUGGGGUCUGCAUAACUAAGUCCAGGCCCCUUGGGGGGCUUCAAGGCCCUCUAGGAGUGACUCUCUCCCAUCCCCCACCCCAUGGCCCUUGCUCCUCUUCUUGCCUCCCGGCCUCUGUGGCCACCCCCUUUCCCCUGGGCUGCUUUCCUUGCAGGGCGCCUCCAGCCUCCACAGACCCUCCCUGCACACACCCUGGGGUCUAGGGGGUCCUACUGCCUGGGCAACCCUGACACCGAGAGCAUGAGGUCACCAUGGGCUGAGCCCUAACAGAGUCUUGGGGAGAGCCCCUACCCCCAUCCCUUCCCGGAGGCGUCCACUCCCAGGGCCCAGCUGAGAAGACUCCAGUCCUGCUCAGGCGGCUGGGCACCGCUCUGGGACCCCAGGAGCGCUGGGGCCACCAGGCAGGUCCACUUGGUUAGUACUACUGGACUCAAAGGUGACUGCAGGGUCAGUGUGCACAUGGCCGGGGGAUUGGGCAGGCUCAGCCCAGAGCCCUGGUCCCGCGGG